AUGGAGAAACUCCCUGGAUUGAACCUUGAACGAGCAUUCUCUGAAUUUCAACUUGCGAAAAGAAAUCGAGUGCGGAUAGUCUUUGCUAAAGCUAUUCGCGAGUUCUACAGCUUCAAGCUUUCCCACCAUGACCCUGCUCGACGUAAUAUUAUCUGGGAUGAAGGAACCGAGCGAUGCUUCAUAGUCGAUCUUGAAGACGUUGAUGAGUUGGACCAUCCAGUCUUCAGCCCUCCCCGUUUUGAUCCGUGGAGUGAUUUUAGAGUAUGGGAGCUCUGCUCAGGAGAAUUGGAUCCAGAUGAAGCUAAUUAUGAUCAAAUGGUGCCUGGGCCACAAGAAGAGAUUGAGGAUACUGAUGAGGCGCUGUAUGCUCUAGCGGCUCGUACGAAACAUAUAUCAAAGUGUAGUGACAAUUUAGCGGCCAAGUUAAAUUGA
Aspergillus caelatus is the source of this 432-nucleotide messenger RNA. RefSeq lists its product as uncharacterized. The record is from RefSeq and is a predicted model, not a curated record. Lineage: Eukaryota; Fungi; Ascomycota; Eurotiomycetes; Eurotiales; Aspergillaceae. The coding region runs from base 1 to 432 and encodes 143 amino acids. The transcript is spliced from 3 exons.